Messenger RNA from Penicillium expansum, 1737 nucleotides. Its product is annotated as tetratricopeptide repeat protein. Bases 1 to 1737 code for a protein of 578 amino acids. Gene Ontology annotation, molecular function: protein binding. The transcript has a single exon. The record is from RefSeq and is a predicted model, not a curated record. NCBI's taxonomy places the organism in Eukaryota, Fungi, Ascomycota, Eurotiomycetes, Eurotiales, Aspergillaceae. Gene Ontology annotation, cellular component: intracellular anatomical structure.
AUGACUGAAGGAACUCUCGCACCAGUUCCAGCUAGUGACGAAUACUACGACCUUGGCUCGUUCGGCCACUCUAUCACCACUACCAGCGCCGAUGCCCAGAUCUGGUUCAAUCGUGGCCUGAUAUGGGUAUAUUCUUUCAAUCAUAUGGAAGGCGCCUACUGCUUUGAACAGGCUAUUGCUCAUGAUCCUGCGUGCGCCAUGGCUUAUUGGGGCUUGGCUUAUGCGGUUGGCCCGAACUACAACAAGCCAUGGGAGACGUUCGACCACGGAGAUCUCCACACAUGUGUGCAACGAGGAUACGAUGCCUUGCAACAAGCAAAGAAACACGUGGCAAAUGCAACUCCGCUUGAACAAGCUUUGAUCGACGCAAUCCAAUCCAGAUUCCCGACCAAUCAGCCUGCAACAGACUAUCCGGCCCUGAACGAGGGCUACGCCGCAGCUAUGAAGCCGGUAUAUGAUCAAUUCGGGACUGAUUUGGAUGUUGCCACCCUUUAUGCCGAUGCCUUGAUGAAUAUGGCCCCCUGGGCUUUGUGGGAUUUGUUCACCGGCAAGGCGAACCCCAAGGCCCCCACCAUGGAGGCUCAAGUAGUGCUCGAAAAGGCGCUUGCACAGGAAGAGGAUGGUGCAUAUCUCAACCCCGGGCUUCUUCAUUUAUAUAUUCACUUCAUCGAAAUGUCGCCCACUCCUGAGCGAGGUCUCAACGUUGCCGACCAUCUACGCGACCUCGUUCCCGACGCUGGUCACGUCCGCCACAUGCCCACCCAUUUGGACAUUCUCAUCGGCGAUUGGCGGCGCUCUAUCGCCUCAAAUCAAAAGUCAACGCUCGCCGAUGACAAAUACUUCCGGAGGUCAGGCGCCAAAAACUUCUAUACCUUCUAUCGACUACACGACUACCACUCCUUGAUCUACGCAGCCAUGUUUGCCGGCAAAUCCAAGGUUGCCCUUGAGGCAGUCACUCGCAUGGAAUCCACUGUGCCUGAAGAAGUCCUUCGAAUCCAGUCCCCGCCAAUGGCUGACUGGCUAGAGCAGUUCAUGUCCAUUCGCAUACAUGUCAUGGUACGCUUCGGCAUGUGGGAUGAACUGAAGGUUAAAGAGCUGCCCCAUGACCAAUCGUUAUAUUCAGGCACGACUGCCAUGACUCACUAUGCCAGAGGCAUCGCAUUUGCCGCCACAGGGGAUGUGGCAUCAGCAAAAGCGGAACAGCAGCUCUUCCACCAAGCGUGGGAUCGGGUUCCCGAGACUCGUCGCGCAUACAAUGGCAAAAUUAUUGACGUGCUCGAGGUGGCCGGAGCAAUGUUGGAAGGAGAAAUUGAAUACCGUUGCGCUAACUAUGAUAAGGCCUUCGAGGCUCUCCGCCGUGCAAUUGACUAUGAAGACAAAUUGCCUUACAGCGAACCCUGGUCAUGGAUGCAGCCCGUUCGCCAUGCGUAUGCUGCACUGCUGAUGGAGCAGGGCCAUUUGGAAGAAGCUGCCAAGACAUAUCGCGCAGAUUUGGGUAUGGAUACCUCUGUCAUCCGGCCGCGUCGUCACCCGAACAAUGUCUGGUCGCUGCAGGGAUAUCAUGAGUGCCUGGUUCGUUUAGGAAAGAUGGACGAAGCAGCUGUCAUCGAGAAGCCGACCAAACUAGCUCUUGCUGUAGCCGAUGUUUCAAUCAAGACAUCGUGCUUCUGUGGCUUGGAUAAUUCCCAGUCACCACAGCUGUUUGAUGAAUGUUCUUCAAAUGGAAAAUGUUGUUAA